This is a messenger RNA of Beta vulgaris subsp. vulgaris (sugar beet), 1756 nucleotides long. Its product is annotated as UDP-glycosyltransferase 86A2. The transcript is spliced from 2 exons. The coding region runs from base 97 to 1569 and encodes 490 amino acids. Lineage: Eukaryota; Viridiplantae; Streptophyta; Magnoliopsida; Caryophyllales; Amaranthaceae. The record is from RefSeq and is a predicted model, not a curated record. Gene Ontology annotation, molecular function: UDP-glycosyltransferase activity.
ACUAUACGUCUUUAUAGUGUAGUCCCACAUUAAGUUCAUAGCAAACUCAAAAAAAAACUUUCAUUUGUUUCACAACAAAGAGGAAACAAAGAAAAUAUGGAAAACAACAACAACUCAAACUCAAACUCAAAUCAUGAGAAGCAAAAACUUCAUGCAAUACUAGUAGUUCUUCCUCAACAAGGGCAUGUAAUCCCAUUUGUACAUCUAGCAAUCAAGCUAGCAUCCAAAGGCUUCUCCAUCACAUUCAUCAAUACUGACCACAUUCACCAUAAGAUCACUCUAUCAAACGCCACCGUCUUAGAAGACGGUGGCGAUAUAUUUGUCGAGGCCCGAAAGAAGUAUUCGGGCCUCGACAUUGAGUACGUGACAAUAACCGACGGGUUACCCUUAGAGUUUGAUCGAUCAUUGUACCAUGAUCAGUGGAGAGGUGCCACUACGUAUUGUUUCCCAGCUCAUUUAGAGUUGGCUGUAAGUAAGAUCGUAAGAUCUCGACCAUUGGUUCCUUGUUGCUUGGUUGCUGAUAGUUACUUUGUUUGGGCGUCAAAGUUGGCUAGCAAGUUUGGUUUGUUUCAUGUGUCGUUUUGGACUGAGAAUGCAAUGGUGCUUGAUAUCUACUUUCAUCGUCAUUUGCUCAAGGAAAAUGGCCAUAUUGGUCCAGGAUCAAGUGUGCGCAAGGGUAGCAUAGACUACAUUCCAGGAAUAAAGUCACUUAAUCGAACAGAUUUGACAUCAUAUCUUCAAGAAGAAGAUUUAACAGCCUUUCAUCCUCAGUACAACUUUCAAGCGUUGGACGAUACUAGACGAGCUCAUUUUAUACUCGGUAAUACGGUACAAGAACUCGAGGCUGACACCAUCACAGCAGUAGAAGCUCAUGUCCCAUUCUACGCUAUUGGGCCUCUAUUUCCACCCGGCUUCACUAAAAUGCCGGUGGCGACUAGCCUAUGGGCCGAGUUUGAUUGCACCCUUUGGUUAGACUCCAAACCUCCUAGCUCGGUUUUGUACGUGUCUUUUGGUAGUUAUGCACAUAUUAGUAAGGAAGAGCUUGAGGAGAUAGCAAAUGGAAUCAAGCUUAGUGGGGUUAACUUCCUAUGGGUUAUUCGGCCUGAUAUGGUGAGCUCUGAUGAUCCGGAUCCACUUCCGGAUGGUUUUAGAGAUGAGGUUCGUGAUCGAGGAAUGAUUGUACCGUGGACUUGUCAAAAAGCCGUGUUAUCUCAUCGUGCAAUAAGAGGAUUUUUAACACAUUGUGGUUGGAAUUCUACGUUAGAAAGUAUAUGGUGUGAAGUUCCAUUAUUGUGCUUUCCUUUAUUGACCGAUCAGUUUACUAAUCGCAAACUAAUUGUGGAUGAUUGGAAGGUUGGGUGCAACCUUUGUGAAGUGAAGCCCGUCAAGAAGGAGGAGGUAAUGCGAAAAAUAAAGGAUUUAAUAAGUGGAACUAUAGGGUGUGAGCUCCAUAAAAGAAUCAAGGGAAUCAAGCAAAUGUUACAUGAUGCAGUAACGAUAGAAGGGUCUUCAGAAGAAAAUGUUGAUAGAUUCAUUAAGGAACUAAAAAUAGCUAUUCAGAAGAAAUAGGGAUUGAUGACUUGGUGUUGUUUGCUAUUCAAAUGGAAACCUUCUUAGAUUUCAUUUUCUUUUUGCUAUAUUGUAUAAGUGUUUGGCUGUUUUAAAGAUUUGGCCAAAAACAAAAAUGGAUCCAAAAUAACCUGACCAAUUACAUUCCUUUUCGAAAGGUCUGAAUAAAGUACGUACUUGAGUCCUA